This is a messenger RNA of Plectropomus leopardus (leopard coralgrouper), 1760 nucleotides long. NCBI's taxonomy places the organism in Eukaryota, Metazoa, Chordata, Actinopteri, Perciformes, Serranidae. The record is from RefSeq and is a predicted model, not a curated record.
AUGGAUGAAGGUUCCCCCGAGUCUUCAGACUCUGCCUCCUCCAUGGAGGACAUGAAGGCAGGGUUCAGGAGUUCCUUCCUUCCCCAUGACGUGGAUGACAAUAUGUCAGACCAUGACUACAACUUAAGUGCUCUCCACGAGGCUUGUGAAGAGAGUGACAUCGAAGACAUCAAGGUGGAUGAGAUUUCUUCCAAAGAAAGUAAGAUUAACCCGACUCAUACACCAAUUAAAAUCCCAAACCCCAAGAGAAUGAAGGGGAAGGACAACCGUAUGUGUCAACCACAACAGCCCCACAACAUCCAAGGCCCUAAGGAACUCCGGGCGGACCUCAUCCACCCCCUGGGCCCUGCCACUGAGGAGCUUUUUGACCACCUCAGCAACCUCAGCCCCAGAAAUGGAAUGGCCCACCCCCGAGUCCCCAGACCCUGCUUCCUUACCGGAAGGCGUGUCGAAGUAGCUCGUAAUGACACCUGCCCUGAGCUUCCAGAGAUCUCUAAUGGCUGGAAGAGUACGUCUCACCCUGAGCUGGUGCAGGGCACCGUGGUGACCUACCAGUGUUACCCUGGUUAUCAGGUGGUGGGCGCCGAGCUGCUCAUGUGCCAGUGGGACCUCACCUGGAGCGGUGACCUGCCAAGUUGUGAGAGAGUACUGUCCUGCCCUGACCCUGGAAAGGUGGAGCACAGCAGGCGGGUGCUGUCAGGUCCCCAUUUUAACGUGGCUUCAACCAUCCAAUACAUCUGCAACAAGGGCUACACUCUAUCUGGAAACAGCCUGCUCACCUGCUACAAUCGAGGGUCCUCAGGCCCCAAGUGGAACCAGAAGCUGCCCAAAUGUCUGCAGGUUUAUGAGUCCUGCAGUCACCCAGGAACACCCAGCUAUGGGAUCCCCAGUUCCAACAAGCUCCACUUCCAGGCAGGGGAGACCCUCCACUACUCCUGUCUGCCUGGCCAUCAGCUGCUGGGUGAACCUGUUCUCCACUGUGUCCCUGGACACCCAUCUCAGUGGAGUGGGCUGCCACCUGUCUGCAAAGCCCACCCAGCAGAGUACGAUGAGCACGGAUUAGAUGUAUCAACUGCAGACCUACGAAUGGAGGGGACCCAAGCAGCAUUUGCUGUCUUUAUUCUCAUCAUCCUCCUCCUCAUCCUCAUCAUUGGGAUCUACCUCUACUUCUCAAAGGUUCCGAGGAAGCCACUGUCCCUGUCCUCCAGCUUACCAUAUGAAAACAUCACCAGAAAAUCUACGUUUGACAACUCAGUUUACGAGACAACAGAAACAAGAGAAUACGAAGUUUCGAUCUGAAGAUGUCGGUGUGUGUGUGUUUCAGUAUGGACAGAUGAGGAGCCUGCUGGCCUUUUCAGCGUCUGUCAGACUCACACCUUUGGUGAUGCCUCCACCCUGUACUCUGACUCUCACUGAAUAUGAGCCUCCCUUUAUUUACCCAAAAGAGGACACCAUGCUACCCCUAGAAAGGCUGGGCCACCGGAUUAUUUUUCUAGCUCUUCAACAGUAACAGUCCAGCAGCAGCAGUUUGUACAGUUUUUAAUCCUGUGCUCUCAUCCUGAGGACUUUCAGCGCAGUGUCAUCUCAGAAAGCAGAGGGAAACAAAAACCACAGAUGUUACAUUGUGUUAUGUAUAUUAUACACUAUAUGUCUCCUGCCAACACUGAAAGAGCAAUGCUUGGAUUUAUGGGAUGUGUAUUGAAAAUCACACUAUUGAAAAUCACAGCAAAAACACAGCAUCUGCUUUUAUCAUAGACGAC